AUGUUGCAGGACACACUUCUAAUCGUAUUUAUUUCGUUAUUUACUGCAUUUCUUGGCGAAGGGAUUACAUGGCUGCUUGUUUACCGGACUGACAAGUUCAAAAAACUUCAAGCUGAAGUAGAUAAACAUUCGAAAAAGUUGGAGAGGCAACGAGACACUACAUCUGAAAACAAGAUUGAUAAAGCCGCCAAGAAACGCCUAGAAAAACAAGAAGAACGCCUCAAAAGUUUUACCCGUGAUCUCUCGAUGGUGAAGAUGAAGUCCAUGUUUGUCACUGGCGUGAUUUUCACCUCGUUGUUCAGUGUGUGUAACACCUCGUUUGAUGGACGUGUUGUAUGCAAGCUACCUUUUACUCCAAUUUCCUGGCUACAGGGUCUUUCACACAGAAACUUGCCCGGCAAAGACUUUACGGACUGUUCAUUCAUCUUCCUAUACAUAAUCUGCACUAUGUCAAUCCGCCAGAAUGUACAAAAGAUGCUGGGCUUCAGCCCCUCACGCGCGGCAAACCAGAACGCCUAUGGAGCAACCAGUUGA
Molecule: messenger RNA, 534 nt
Organism: Mesocestoides corti
Lineage: Eukaryota; Metazoa; Platyhelminthes; Cestoda; Cyclophyllidea; Mesocestoididae
Source: the annotation of a GenBank genome assembly